This is a messenger RNA of Funneliformis mosseae, 1086 nucleotides long. The record is from the annotation of a GenBank genome assembly. NCBI's taxonomy places the organism in Eukaryota, Fungi, Glomeromycota, Glomeromycetes, Glomerales, Glomeraceae.
AUGGAACCCGAAAAUAAUGUAUUACAAAUCCUGGCUGCCACUGACCUGCCAAAACAGAGAAAGAAUCGUAGGCAAAUUCAUCUUUUCGAUACACCAGAAUUCCAAGCCAAAUUAAAACGUUCUAUUGAAGAAAAUCUGGAAAAGAUAACUCAAGAAGAGGGAUUCGUCUUUCCAACAAACAUUCCUCUCAAAGAUUUAAUUUCCCCUUGUAAGAGGACAAGCGGGAAAAAGGGAAAGGUGACUCGCCCUCAAAACGCAUUCAUUCUUUAUCGUAAAGAUUUACAAACUAGAAUCAGAAAUGAAAAUCCCAACGCGGAUUUUAAAGAUAUUUCCAAAAUCGCAGGAAUUUGGUGGAAAUCGGAAUCCUAUCAAAUUAAAAAUAAUUACACCAUAUUAUCCACCCUUUGCGCUCUCGUUCAUCAAGACUUAUUUCCAAAUUACAAAUAUCAACCGAAACCAAAGGAAAACGAACGUUAUCCCAAACCGUGGGAACCAAUGCCUCAAAUCUUUAAGCACACUCCUGGGAUUUUACAAAAGGGUCCAUUAUCAACGAUUCCAUCAACCGAAAUAAAAUUUUAUGAAGAUACAUCAGCAUCCUCCCAUAUAAUACAAAUUCAACAAGAUAAUUCCGCCGAACCCGAGUAUUAUGACACAACAGACUCAACAUCGACAGAUUACAUCUCCCUGAAAUGUGAAAAUGAACCAUCAUCCGAGAAUAACAUAAUCAUGAUGAAUUAUUUCGAUGAUAACACAAUGAAUACCAGUACACUUUCUUUUGACGGGAAUCAACAUGAAUCCACACCGGAGGAUUCUUCUAAUGAAGAAUUGAAUGAAUUUUUACCAACAACAUCUAUAUUUCCUUUUGAAAUGCAACCAGAGCUAUAUUAUUCAUCAAUCGACGAUUCUCACAUUUAUAACGAUCAACUAACUACCUUACCAUCUUUUAACGAUCAAGGUUCCGUCAACGAUAUUAAUGAUUUAAAUGCUCUUUAUGAAAAUGACUCGUUACAAGCAUAUAAUAUGGAAUUUCUUAACGCAUGGCCAAACGAGCAAUUGAUUAACAACCUUACAAACGUAAAUAAGUAA